Messenger RNA from Akanthomyces muscarius, 2025 nucleotides. RefSeq lists its product as uncharacterized. The transcript has 2 exons. The record is from RefSeq and is a predicted model, not a curated record. Gene Ontology annotation, biological process: carbohydrate metabolic process. The coding region runs from base 1 to 2025 and encodes 674 amino acids. Lineage: Eukaryota; Fungi; Ascomycota; Sordariomycetes; Hypocreales; Cordycipitaceae.
AUGUCUCAUCCGCAGUCCCUAUUCCAGCAGUCCUCUUUCCAUGGCAAGUCCAUGCUAUCGGUGCGAAGAGACACAAUCGCAACGACAACUAUCCACACUCAGCUUGAACAAUUGCGCAGUACUGGGCGCUAUGACUGCUUUAAGCUGGAAUGGCAUUCCAUAUACGCCGACAAGUCUAUGUGGCCUGUCCCCUUCCACUUGUUCUGGGACAGUGAUAUCGCCAAGUGGAUCGAGGGCGCCUGUUACCUCUUGCAAGAGACUUACGAUGAGAAAAUUGACCUUGCAAUUCGAGAGCUGGUCGCAAUGAUUCGUAGCGCUCAGGGCGAGGAUGGCUAUCUGAAUGUACACUACACCGUGGUUGAGCCUGAUAAGCGAUGGUCGAACCUGCGAGAUAUGCAUGAGCUAUACAACGCGGGUCACCUAAUUGAGGCUGCUCUAGCUCAUAGGGCUCACUAUAAUAAUGACUUGCUACUCGAGCCAAUUGUUAAAUAUGUUGCUCUAAUCAACAAGACGUUUGGACCUGGACAGGACCAGCGACAUGGCUAUCCCGGCCACCCUGAGAUCGAGCUUGCUCUACUGCGUCUCUAUUCUGCAACCAGGAGUGAAGAUGCGUAUAAUCUGGCUAAAUACUUCCUAGAAGAGAGAGGGAACCCAAACGGACAAGAUGGACAGCAUUACUACGACUGGGAGGAGAAGCAACGAGGAGACUCGGAGUGGUUGCGACCUGAUCCAUACCCCGAGCGGCACUCGUACUGGUACGCCCAAGCGCAUGCGCCGAUAUUGGAGCAAUCAUCAGUCGAGGGCCACUCCGUCAGGGCCAUGUAUCUAUUGGCCGCCGCUGCCGAUAUGGUGUGCCUCCACAAACAGGGCAGCCAAAAUCUGCCGGCGGCCAGUGAAUGGACGGCAGCUCUGAACCGUCUGUGGGACAACAUGGUUGACAAGAAGAUGUACGUCACGGGCGGGAUCGGGGCCAUGAAGCAAUGGGAAGGCUUCGGAAUCGACUACUUCCUGCCGCAGGGUACCGACGACGGCGGCUGCUACUCCGAGACCUGUGCGUCGAUUGCAGUAAUGAUGCUCGCCGAACGGAUGCUGCACAUUGACCUCGACAGCCGCUAUGCGGACAUCAUGGAGUUGUCUCUGUACAACAACGUCAUGACGGCGAUGAGUCUAGACGGCAAGGCGUUCACAUAUGUAAACCAGCUGGCUAGCUCCGAUCAAGACAAAAACGCUCGCGAGGACUGGUUCUGGUGCGCGUGCUGCCCGCCUAAUCUUGCGAGGCUAUUCGGCAGUCUCGGGGGAUACCUGUGGGAUUACGGAGGUUCUGGGAAUGACGCAUUUGUCACUGUUCACCUUUAUACUACCGCCAAGGUGACGUUUGACCUGGAUGGAAAGAGCAUCACCCUCGAGCAGAAGUCAAACUGGCCCUGGGACGGGGUUAUUUCGUUCCAACUCGAGGCUCCGGCAUUCGUCCGAACAACAAUCCGACUUCGCUUACCGGCUUGGUGCCAAGGACAGUACGAGAUUACACCAGCACCGUCGGUAGAGCAAGUUCAAAUCUUCAAGGGCUAUCUUACCCUGGACUCGGCGUAUGGCAAUGCGAACCCUUCAUUCAAGCUUCAGAUCAAGAACUUCGGACCGCGAUACUUAGCGCCCCACCCGUACACUAACCAGAACACUUUGGCUCUUGCAAGAGGACCUAUUAUUUACUGUGCUGAAGACGCAGAUAACGCCUGGGAGAAGAAUCACUUCAAAGAUGUGGUGAUCCGUGCUGGAAGCGCUGUCGAGGAGGAAAGGCGGACUUUUGAGGAGACGGGAGAGGAGUACUUGGCCUUGAGAACGACCUGCUCGGUACGGUCGAUGAAAAACUGGAACGAGAAACCAGUGGGCGAGGAGCCAGGAACAAGCCAGCUGGAUGAUUCAAUCUUAGAGAUCGGAGAGCAAAGGGACAUUGUGCUUGUACCUUACUACUUCAGGGCGAACCGAGGCGGCCGUGGGCAUAUGCGUGUCGGCCUGCUGAAAGGUUGA